UGCCGAGGAAAGUCAUCGGGAAACUCCCGACCCUGCCACCACAUCAGCGACUCCCUUUUCCCCUCGGGGAGUCCUAGAGCCGAGACGGGAGCCGGGCAGGGAAGUGCGCACUCCCGAGCGGCGGCAGGGCGCGGACACGGCCCCGGCGGAGGAAACCCCCCCGGCCCCCGCCCCCGCGCCGGGGCUGCCCGGCCCGAGCCGCCGCGGGGCUCUCGGGGGGCGAAGUUCCCGUGGCGGCGGCCGAGCCGCCCCGUGUCACUUCCUGCGGGCGGGCGCGGGGGCCGCGGGCGCGGGGCGGGGCGGCGGCGGCGCCCGGCGGGGCUCGGCGGGGCUCGGCGGGGCUCGGCGGGCCGGGCCGGGGCCGCGGGCGCUGCGCUGCGCCGCCAGCCGCCGCCGAGGAUGCGGCGGAGCCGGGCGCCGCGGCUGGCGCUGGCCGCCGGCCUCGGCUCGCUCCUGCUCGUCCUCUUCUACUUCCAGAGCAGCCUCAGCCCAGCCUCUGAAGAUAUGAGAUCCACCUGGCAAGGCAAGGCUGGUCGCAGCCCACUCCAGGCCCUGUAUGAGAGUGACCAGCCUGUCCAAGGAUUAAGUGCACCAAAUCAAGAUGUGUUCAAAUUUGAGCAGUCGUCCCUGCAGGCAGUUCACCAGCAGAGGCGGGAGAUGUUGAGCAACAUCUGCAGCCGUUACACGCGCAAGCGGCGUCUCCUGCGGCCGGACGACUUGCGGCACUUGGUGGUGGACGACGCGCACGGGCUGCUCUACUGCUACGUGCCCAAAGUGGCCUGCACUAACUGGAAACGGGUGAUGAUGGUCCUGACGGGGCAAGGCAAGUACCAGGACCCUCUGGAGAUCCCAGCCCACGAGGCCCACGUGCCCUCCAACCUGCGCACCCUGUCCGAGUACAGCGUUCCCGAGAUCAACUCCCGCCUGCGCAGCUACCUCAAGUUCGUCUUCGUGCGCGAGCCCUUCGAGCGCCUGGUCUCGGCCUACCGCAACAAGUUCACGCUCAGCUACAACACGGCCUUCCACAAGCGCUACGGCACCAAGAUCAUCCGGCGGCACCGGCAGGAGCCCAGCGACCGCGCCCUGGAGCGCGGCGACGACGUGCGCUUCGAGGAGUUCGUGUACUACCUGCUGGAUCCACGCACGCAGCAGGAGGAGCCUUUCAACGAGCACUGGGAGCGGGUGCACUCGCUCUGCCACCCCUGCAUCAUCCACUACGACGUGGUGGGCAAGUACGAGACCUUGGCCGAAGAUGCCAACUACAUCCUGCAGCUGGUGGGGGCCGACACCAGCGUCAAGUUCCCGGCUUCGUCCAAGACCACCAGGACGACGGAUGACAUGACAGCCCAGUUCUUCCAGGACAUUAGCCCCUUCUACCAAAGGAGACUCUUUAAUUUAUACAAAAUGGACUACUUGCUAUUCAAUUACUCCAUCCCCUCGUACCUCCGCAUCCGGUGAGGCGGGGGCUGCGGGGGAAGAGGUGAGGGAGAGCUGGAUAACUCUCACCUUGCCACAAUUCCUCUCCUCCUGCCUUGAGCUCAUCUCUUGGUUGACUUCUUCCCUGUGCCCUGUUGUUAGGGUCUGCUCCACCUCCUGAUGCCUUGUUCAUGCAUGCUCUGGAGAAAGAACACUUCUCAAUACACUGGGGCUAGAGCUUUUCCUUCCCUUUCCCUCCCAGCCUUCAAUAUCUACAGGGAAUGGUGGUGGGACUGGACACUUCUUGCCUUGGUUGGGGACUUUCUUGUAACUAAGAGACUCCUCUGUAGAUCCAAAUCUUGUGAAGGCUCCUUUUUCGGGCAGGAUCCCUUCAAGUCUUUCUCCUCCUUACUGGACUGUUUGGGGGCAGACAUGGAGUCUCAGGGGUCAGAGUGGAGUGUAUCAGAGACUUGCAUAGAACCAGAAAUAAAGCAAUAAUUUAAUGUAACUUUUUUCCUUUUAUUUAAAAGUGCUCCCACCUUUUCUUUUUGUCUUGUUCUCCUCUGUCCUUCGUGCCAUCCCCUACUGAGGGGGAUAUAACACAGAGGUGUGUUACUCUGACCACAGUUUUAUCCCUGGAGGGAUUUUUUGUUCCUCUCCUUCCACGUGUUCUCAGUUGAGGUGCAAAAUACUCCAAAGAUAGAGAGGAAAGGCUUGCAGCAGGUCCUCAGUGCUUUCCCCUGAAGUACCACAGCAGAGUGCCUGUGUGUGCGUGUCUCUGGAUUUCUGGUCAAAUCCAUUAAAUCCAGACCCCACACCUCCCAUUUUUGAAAGCAGGUGACAGCAGUUGUGAAGCCAUACAGACAGUGUGGGUGCAGGUGUCUGCUCUGAUGAAACCAUCCCCGGUGUCCUGCCCUGGCCCUGCUGGUUAGGCAGGGCCCUGCUGGCAGUGCUGGCUUCUCUUCCCCUGGCAGCAUGGGCUGCUCCUGUGUGCAGCCCCUUUAUGAAAGCUAUAAAGUGUUUGGGGGAACACUGGGCUGGGAUGUGGGAGAUUGCUGUGGUAAUGGAGAAGUAAUGUUGGACUGGGAGGCCAGAAAAGUCUGAGUGUGUAUGUUUGUGUGUAUGUGUGUGUGUGUGAGAGAGAGAGAGAGAGAGAAAAAAAAUUGACGAUAAAAACAGGGAGAGAGACACCUAGAGGGAAACAGUCUUUUUCCUGGUUGCCUUUGGAUAAUCAUUCCUUGAAGAAAAAACAGAAGGGAGUGAAACACAAAAGAAAAUGACAAACCGAGCCCUAGGAUUUUAAAUUAAAGGCAGUCCAUAUUUCUGUCUUUCCUCUUUUCUGUUUGGCUUUGGCUUGCUGGCUGCCUUUGUAAAUAAACACACUGGUAAUA
Molecule: messenger RNA, 2807 nt
Organism: Motacilla alba alba
Lineage: Eukaryota; Metazoa; Chordata; Aves; Passeriformes; Motacillidae
Gene: CHST13
Product: carbohydrate sulfotransferase 13
Exons: 4
Coding region: 400-1458 (352 amino acids)
Biological process (GO): proteoglycan biosynthetic process; carbohydrate biosynthetic process
Cellular component (GO): membrane
Molecular function (GO): sulfotransferase activity
Source: RefSeq, a predicted model, not a curated record